AUGUUGGAUAUUUUAGAUAAUAAUACAAACAAUAAAAUGGUAAAUAAAAUUGAAAAUAACACAUGUAAUAUUGGUAAUAAUACUAAUAAUAAUAAUAUUGAAGAAAUCGAAAAACAUGUUAAAAGAACAUGGGAAGAUUUAAAAAAUAUUAUUAAAGAAGGCAGAUUAGAAAUUUUAGGAAGAAAAAAUAAAGAUCAACUCGAUAUGGAAAGACAUAUGAGCAAGGUUAAAUCUGAAUUUAAUUCAGCUAAAGAUUAUAUAGAUUUCAAAGUAUUCCAAUUCCCAACAGAAUUGAAAGCUUUUGAAAAUGAAGAAACAGGUUUGGUAUAUCAAAGAAGAGUAUCAGUUAGACCAAAUAAUAUUGAACAAAGAUUAGUUAUCAGACCAAACGAUUUCCCAUACCAUUGUGAUGCAGAUAUUUCACAUUGGGUACUUUGGUGUUUAAAACCAUUAACUUUUGAAGAGGCUAAAGAGUUCAUUUCAAAAAUCUUCAAAAGAGAAUAUGCCAACGAUAAUGAUGGUUUCAUCUUCUUUGUUAACCCAGAGCACUUGCAGAGUAUCAAAGAUAUAUUCCAUUACCACGUAUUCAUAAGAAAUAUAGACUACGACAUCAUGGAAUACAUGGACUAA
This is a messenger RNA of Dictyostelium purpureum, 630 nucleotides long. RefSeq lists its product as uncharacterized. Gene Ontology annotation, cellular component: cytoplasm. Bases 1 to 630 code for a protein of 209 amino acids. Gene Ontology annotation, biological process: N-acetylglucosamine metabolic process. Lineage: Eukaryota; Evosea; Eumycetozoa; Dictyosteliales; Dictyosteliaceae. The transcript is spliced from 2 exons. The record is from RefSeq and is a predicted model, not a curated record.